This is a messenger RNA of Mytilus trossulus (common blue mussel), 1092 nucleotides long. RefSeq names its product transmembrane protein 229B-like. The coding region runs from base 61 to 540 and encodes 159 amino acids. The transcript is spliced from 2 exons. NCBI's taxonomy places the organism in Eukaryota, Metazoa, Mollusca, Bivalvia, Mytilida, Mytilidae. The record is from RefSeq and is a predicted model, not a curated record.
AACCACAUGCAAAAGUAAAUAAAUGUUUAAAUAGAAAAGUGUUGUAUAUUAGAAGUAUCCAUGGCAGAGUCCGACUCCAUCCCAUUAUCCAUGUUAUGGAGGUUUUACGUGUAUGCCAUUCAUGGUUAUGUUACAGAAAUCAUGUUCACAGCUACAUGGGAAUUCGUUAUAAAUCAGAACUGGAAAUUUCCUGGUAGCACUAGUGUAUGGGCUUUACCUAUAUAUGGAUUUUCUACUCUUAUGAUAGAACAGAUGUACUUAAGACUUGUUGAGAGGAAGAUUCCGUUAUUAGGCAGAGCUGUUAUUUAUACAAUCUGGACAUACUGCUGGGAAUUCAGUACAGGCUUUAUUCUGAAGAAGUUUGAUGCUUGUCCAUGGGACUACACUCCUUUUGAAGGAGAUUUUAUGGGACUAGUGACACUCGAGUAUGCCCCAUUAUGGUUUUUUGGUAGUGUAUUUUGUGAGAUUCUGAUAAUUAAGUAUACAAGAAUGGUGUAUUGGGGUGCUCCUGUAAAAGCUGACAAAACUAAACAAAGUUGAUAAAAUUACACUUUAGGUUUAUCAAUAUUUUAGUAUUUUUAGUUAUAAAAUUGCCUAGGUACAAUGUAUUUGUAUGCUUUACAUGCAUGUUAAUUUGACAAUCGUUAAGACAUGGUUUUUUUUAUAAGCAAAGCUCAAUUCAUAUAAACAAAGCUCAACUCGUGGAAGUAUUUUUUUAAUGGUGGAAGAUUAUAUUUAUAUAAAUUUUUUACAAUUAUUUUUAUACUGUAACUCACUUCCCACAAUACAAGUGUAGGAAACUAGGUUUCAUUGAUUAAGAAGUGUGACCAAGUCAUCAAUUUAGGUAAUAAAAUUGACAUGAUUGAGUUAAUGAAUUCAAUGUAAAGACCCACUUUACAAGAACUUUAAGCAUGUUUAGUGGAAUGCUUUGGGGUUCAAGUUUGAAUAAAUCUCAAUAGAAACUUACGCAUCCUGUAUUCAAAAUAUCUACACCUAUAUCAUGUGUUUUGAAUUACUUAUAGGCAAUUUUAUAAGACUUCAGGAAGCUCAAUGCUUAUCUAUCCACUUGCAAAUACCUAAAUGUAUAUCGCA